AUGCACAAUGUAAUAAGAGCAGCUGUGGUGGUUCAGCUACAAUGCACUAUGGUAGAUUGUUUCUGUUUCAGUCUUCAGCUUCCAUCUUCAGGAUCACAUAUUUUUAACAAGGUGUUACGCGGUCGCAUGGAUCCCGCCGUGCUGAGCCUAGGCCAGGAGGUGGGAGCCUGGGACGCGGUUCUGCUGGAGCCGCUCUCCGAGGACUCAUUCACCGCCAACCUGCAGGCGCGCUUCAAGCGGGACCACAUCUACACGUACAUUGGCGACGUGUUGGUGGCCGUCAACCCUUACAAGAAACUGGCCCUGUAUUCGGACGAACUGGCCCGCGCGUACGCCCGCCGAGGACCCUACCAGCUGCCGCCGCACUUGUACGCCGUAGCCGGGGCGGCGCGCCGUUUCCUGCGCGACCGCGGCCAGGACCAAGCGCUGGUGCUGUCGGGCGAGAGCGGCGCAGGCAAAACGGAGGCCGGGCGCGUGCUGUUGCACUUCCUGGCGUCGGGCGCAGCCUCCGACCCGCCCCCCGGUGCCGCACCACGCCUAUUGCACGCCGGGCCCGUGCUUGAAGCAUUUGGAAAUGCCAAGACUCAAAGAAAUGACAACUCCUCCAGAUUUGGCAAAUACCUGGAUGUGGAGUUUGACUUCAAGGGAGACCCGCUUGGAGGCACUAUCACCCAUUGUGAGUAGUGAAAAUACCAUGUACUCACCCAAACAACUGUGUAUAUGUACCCAGCAUUGACAAGUUCCUCAUGCUAUCAUGGAGUGUUUUCCUCUGUUCUAGACCUCCUGGAGAAGUCUCGAGUGACGGGACAAGCUGCAGGAGAGCGCAAUUUUCAUAUUUUCUACCAGCUUCUUGCAGGAGCAGAUAUCCAGUUGCUCAAGGCACUGAAGCUGCAGCGCAAUCCUGAAAAUUAUGCUGUACUGAGGAGCUGCAGACCAUCAUCAUGUCCUGGAGCACGCGAUGAUCGACAAGAUUUUCAAACAACUAAGCAUGCAAUGGAAGUGAUGGGUUUUUCACCAGAUGAAAUAGUCUCAUUGUUAAAAGUGGUGGCAUCAGUAUUGAAGUUGGGCAAUGUCACUUUUUUGCCUACAACAAACAUUGAUGGGACUGAAGGCUGUGCUAUAAGUAAUGAAUAUGAACUUUUUGAGGUAUCUCAAUUACUGGGAGCUGAUAUGGCUGUUUUGCAUGCAGCACUUACUCAGCGUUGUGUAACAUUCUGCCCACCGCCACCUAAGUGUUGUUCGUCACCCAAAAAGACUGGUUCUCCAGCUAAGAGCAGCAGUCGAGAUCUCUUUGAUGUUUGUGAUCUACUGGGAAGUGGCACAGAUGAAGAAGUUAUUGCCGAACUUGGUGCUUCAGAAGCUGCUCGAACAAGAGAUUUGCUUUGUAGAGCCCUCUACAGUCGUCUUUUUACUUGGCUUGUUAGUCGUGUGAAUGAUUCUACAAAGGUGAAACCUUAUGGUAGGCGAAGAGUUUUGGGCCUUCUUGAUGUUUAUGGUUUUGAAGUAAUGGAACGUAAUGGUUUUGAACAAUUUGUCAUUAACUUUUGCAAUGAAAAGUUACAUCAAGUUGUGACAGAAGCAACAUUGCGUUUAGAACAAGAAGAAUAUGUAAGAGAAGGUCUUGAAUGGUCUCAUGUGGACUUUCCUAGUAAUCAAUCUCUCUGUGAUUUUAUUGAAAAGAAUCAUGGUGGUCUGCUUUCUCUUUUGGAUGAAGCUGGAAUAAGUAUGUUAUCAGAUGAAAUGUUUCUUUCACGACUCUCUCAGUGUCCUGCCCAUCGUGGUCUUCUGUCUACUGCUCAUAGUGCUGACAAUAGUGUUCCACCUGGCUGCUUCAGGUUACGACAUUUCGCUGGAGCUGUCACUUAUGAUGUGCGUGGUUUUGUAGACAAGAAUAAUGAUAUUUUGCCCCGUGAUCUAUCAUUGGCAAUGUAUCGAUGUCAACAUUCUUUGUUGAAACUGCUCUUUCCCGAAGGAAUCCUAAAAGACCUUCUCUAAAACGACCAGCAACUGCUGGUGCCCAGUUCAAAGUCUCUCUGACGGCUUUAGCUCGAUCAUUAGCUGGUAGACAUGCUCACUACAUUAGGUGCAUUAAGCCUAAUGAGUUAAAGCAACCUCGCAUUUUUGAACUUGCUUUAGUACAACACCAAGUUAGAUAUUUAGGCCUUGUGGAAACUGUACGGGUUCGACGAGCAGGAUUUUGUCAUCGGUUACCAUAUAUGCAAUUUUUGGAGCGCUAUAAAAUGCUGUCACUUCGCACUUGGCCUAGCUGGCCAGGGACUCCAGUGGAAGGAGUGUCUUACUUGGUGCGCGAUCUUCCCAUUCCCAGUGGUGAAUUUGCAUUUGGCAGAACAAAGCUUUUUAUGCGAAGCCCACGUACAGUCUAUGAGCUUGAAGAAUUUCGACGUGCUCGUCUUGAAGAUCUAGCUGCUUUGAUUCAGAAAACAUGGAGAGGACACUGGCAGAGGACACGGUUCUUAAAAAUGAGAAGAGCACAAACUGUGAUAGCAUCUGCCUGGCGUAGUUGGAGAGAGUGUCGCUUUGGAAUAUCCUUUGAGGGGCGAAGGCAUUUGUGGUGCCUUUACAAUGUGGCAAGGGAAGAAUACAGGGAAUUAAAGCGGCGGCGACAGUUAGAAUGGGCUGCUUCUGUAAUCCAGAUUCGUUACAUUCUACUUCAGCGUCGCCGCUUCUUAUUGCGUCUUGCACAAUCAUUAAUUCCAUCAGCAGAAUCUCCAAUAAGCAGAGAGUGGCCUUCUGCACCACGGCGCUUGACUGAUACUUCACUUUUACUUCGAAGGCUUCAUCACAAAUGGAGGUGUCAUAAAUAUCGAUUGAAAUUUGACCAGACUGCUCGAAACAGAAUGAGAGAGAAAGUUACCGCAAGCAUAAUUUUUAAAGACAGGAAGGCAUCUUACCCGCGAAGUGUUUCUCAUCCGUUUCUUGGUGAUUACGUGCGUCUUCGGCAAAAUUUACAGUGGAAAAAAUCAUGUGUUGAAACAAAUGAUCAGUAUGUUGUGUUUGCUGAUAUAAUUAACAAAAUUACUCGUUCAAGUGGAAAAUUUGUGCCCAUCUUGUUUGUGCUUUCAACUAGUGCCAUGCUUAUUUUGGAUCAGCGUACAUUACAAGUGAAAUACAGAGUGCCUGCAGCAGAGAUAUAUCGUCUUUCACUUUCGCCAUAUCCUGAUGAUGUUGCUGUCUUCCAUGUCCGCGCACCCAGCCCCCCCUCCGAGACUCCGAGCCAGCAGCAUCUGCCAGGCUGCCUGUUCCAGAGCGAGCUAAGCCGGAGGAAGGGAGAUUUCGUCUUCCAGACUGGCCAUGUUAUUGAGAUUGUCACCAAGCUGUUCCUUGUGGUGCAGAAUGCACUAGGUCGACCACCUGAGGUCAACAUUAGCACUGAGUUUGAAGCAAAUUUUGGGCAGCAGACUGUAUUGUUUGCCUUCAAGUGUACUGGUUUGACAGAAACUAAUCCAAGUCAGCUGAGAAUAACAAGGCGAGGCAAUCGUAUGGAGGUCUUGGUUUGAAUAGAGACACUGAGAAAAUUUCUAGAGAGAGAGGAAGAUCCAGCUGAAACUUGUGGUUCAGUCGGCCAGCCUGUCCGGUUUGGCUUUCAGUGAAGUCAUUUGUGAUAUUCUGCCUUUCCUUUGCCUUAGGGCUUAAGAUGAUCUGAUGUUUUUUAAAGAUUUGUCUUGGCUCAUAAACUAUAAGAUUGUGAAGGUAGUAUUAUGGAAGAUAAAUAUUAUUUUGAAGUUGGGCACUUAUUUGUUGCCUCGAGUGUAUGUGUUGAGUGUUGUAAGUGCCAAACCAAGCAAUAUGGGACUUCCUGCUCAUGAGAACUAGACUGAAGGAUAAUCCACAUCUUAUUUUGAAUAAUUCUUUUGAGUACACAUUUUCAUGCAACAUUGAACAUGUAUGAAUCAAAUAUCCUGUAAUCAAGGAGAAACACAUUUUAAUUUUGCUACACCCUUUCAGUCUAAUCAAUAGAUGACAUUUUUAUAUGCAUUUUGAAAGGAAAGGUUCAUCCAUAGAAUUUGUUUACUUAAAGUCCAAAUAGCUUUCCACUCAGAGAGAAUGUUCUUUGUAAGAAAUUGUUAGUAAGAAUGUGUGAACAAGGUUAAUCUUCAAUGAGCUUGAUAAGGUCACUCGUUUUUUGUUGCAAUGACAGUGGUGAGGCAGGUACUCCAAUGGAUGAGUGUGGUUUCAGUAUUGUAUUUGUAUUGUGAAACAACAAACUGAAAUUGUUGGAAGUGAUGUCCUUUUAGAAGUUAAUGUUAAAGUAUCACACAUGUCAAUUACACUGUGCACAACGAACUUGUGUGCCUGUACCUGCCUCACAUUUAUCAGAAAAGCAAAGAGAUGUUCUUUAGUGUUGAGAAAAUAUAUUAAUCCAUGUAAUUUUUAUUGAAACUUAAAAAAAAGAUUAAAAAUUAGUUAUAUGGUUCCAGGGGUAGUGCAAUAUAUUGUGGAACUUACGGCAGGUGGAGCUACAUUGUUACAUUGUUACAGAAGUUUUAUACCUGCUGUUAUGGCUUUCUCUGCCAGUGUUUUGUCUUAGGGAACAGCGCACAAUGUGUGUUGGCAAUAUUGGAAUCUGUCUCCUAAAGUCCAUUGUGUUUAUGUCAGUUGUGGAAAAAAUAUAUUUCAACUAUAUAACAAAAUCUGCAAUUAUUUGAUAAACAAAAUUAAAGACAAUUUGCAGAUAAAUAAUCAGAACAUUAAUGUUCUGUGGAACUUCAAAUGCAGAAGCAUUUG
Molecule: messenger RNA, 4746 nt
Organism: Gryllus bimaculatus (two-spotted cricket)
Lineage: Eukaryota; Metazoa; Arthropoda; Insecta; Orthoptera; Gryllidae
Source: the annotation of a GenBank genome assembly